This is a messenger RNA of Octodon degus (degu), 1372 nucleotides long. It is a transcript of the gene Mcidas, whose product is annotated as multiciliate differentiation and DNA synthesis associated cell cycle protein. Lineage: Eukaryota; Metazoa; Chordata; Mammalia; Rodentia; Octodontidae. The transcript is spliced from 7 exons. Bases 1 to 1011 code for a protein of 336 amino acids. Gene Ontology annotation, cellular component: nucleus. The record is from RefSeq and is a predicted model, not a curated record. Gene Ontology annotation, biological process: negative regulation of cell cycle; negative regulation of DNA replication.
AUGGCGGCCGAGGCCCUCAGGGGACAAGAGCCCCCGGGCGCGGUCCGCGCCGCGCUGCCAGCCCUCACCACCAUCGACCUGCAGGACCUCGCUGACUGCUCCGCGCUGCUCCAGCCCGACGCGCCGCCUACCGGUGACCCGGCCGCCUCGCAGGAUCAUUCCUUGCAAGCAGAAGCAGACUUCGAUCUGCAAAAUUUCAGAGACACAGUGGAUGAUCUCAUUGCAGACUCAUCGUCUUUGAUAUCACCUCCCCUGGCCGACAGUGACUUCCCCUUCUCCCCUUGCAACGAGGACAUACUGCCUUUUGGUCCCAGCUUCUCGCCACUGGGCCCGCAGACCCUGCACUCACCAGCACUGUGCCCUCCAGAGGAGCCACACCCACCGCUGGAGCAGUACUGGAAGGAAGUGGCCGACCAGAAUCAGAGGGCCCUGGGGGACGCUCUUGUGGAGAAUAACCAACUGCAUGUGACGCUCAGCCAGAAGCAGGAGGAGAUCGCCUCGCUCAAAGAACGAAACGUGCAGCUCAAGGAACUGGCCAGCCGGACCCGGCACCUGGCCUCGGUGCUGGACAAGCUGAUGAUCACGCAGUCCCGAGAUUUUGGGGCAGCGGCAGAGACUUUCGUGCUCAAGGCGACUGCCAAAAGGAGCCUGGAGGAGCUGGUCAGCGCCGCAGGCCAGGACUGCGCGGAAGUGGACGCCGUCCUGAGCGAGAUCUCCCAGCGCUGCGACGAAGCCCUGCGGAGCCGGGAUCCCAAGCGGCCCCGGAUGCAGCUGGAGCCGGGGAGUGCGGCCUGCAGGCCUGGGAGCCUGCACGGGGCCUUCCGGGGGCUGCGCACCGACUGCCGCCCCAGGGCCCUGGACCUGAGCCAGAGCGAGCUGCAGGAGGGCGGCUCCUUCAGCACCCCCAUCCGCAGCCACGGCACCAUCCGAACCCUCGCCUUCCCGCAGGGCAAUGCCUUCACCAUCCGAACGGCCACCGGAGGUUACAAAUUCCGCUGGGUCCCCAGCUGAGCUGGGAUGCGGUCACCUGAAUUACUGCCCUGUACUGCGAAGGAAGCGCCCGGAGCCUGAGUCGGGAGUGCAUUGAACUCCUUCCCAAAUCUGGCCGUUCAGAACUCUUCCUGCAACUGAAUGCCACCCAGAAACUUACUUUCGUUUUCUUUAGGAGCAAGAGCAGCUUGGUAGGGAUGCACGUAAAGUGCUGCUAUGGAGCGUUGUAUAGCUCCCCCUUUCACAAUGGAACCGUGUGUAAGUGUCUAUCUAGGUACAUAUGCAGAGGUAUGUGUUUGCAUACGUGUGCCAACUUCUAAAAUAUUUGUAGCAGCUUUGACUUAUUUAGAUUGAGAAGGGACCUAUAAACUUAUUAGAAGCU